CCUAAAUAGGAUAAUCACCAAAGACGUCAUUGAAGUAGCACAUUAAACAGGUAAAAGGAGAAAGGAAGAAACCCAUGUGGUUUUGUGGAGAAGAAAGACUAAUAAUUCAGAGGUCCUGGUGCCUGCGUGGCUGCCAUCUUGGUUAUGGUCACAGAUUGGGAGGAAGGAGUGAAGGGUAGGAAAUGAAGUUAUCCCAUGAAAAGGACGCCUGCUCAUGAAGACCCUCCCAGCCUAUAAUAAGCUUAUCCCUUGGAUGCAAUGGGCAGCCACUGCGGGAGUUCCGACAAAGGACAGAUGCAGCCUGGUACAUGUUUCAAAAGGAUGGCUCUGACUGCUCUGUAGAGACCCAGCUGCAGGUGGCCAAGGAUGACAGACUAGUAGGGAAGCUACCGCAGAAACUCAAGCUACAGAGACCGGUGACUGGACUCAUUCUCUUCAGUAGCGCAUGCUGCCUCUCGCUUUCGCCAUGUAAAAGUACUGCGUAUGCAGUCCACUGCCUCCUACCGCAUCCAGUGGGGUUCUCGAGAUGUCAGGAACCAGCCCCGGAGAAGAUAGUUUGCUUUUUCCUGAGGGAAAUUCCUGGCCCUGGCCCCAGAUGGCACUUUUUCCUACCCGGAUACCUUGGGAAUGAAGUCUGAGGGAGCUAGGAGUGAGAGAGAGAACCAGGCUGCUGAUGACUCCACGGGAGGGGCCCUGGACAUGUGCUGUGGUGAGAGGCUGUCGGGUCUCCCCCAGCAGGUAGAGAUGGAACCACUGGACGAGGCUGAAGGGCUCCCCAGCAAGCAGAGGGAGAUGCCACCACCCCCGCCACCCUCACCGCCCUCUGAGCCAGCUCAGAAGCUGCCACCUCAAGACUCCGGGAGCCACUCCCUCACUGUCAGAAGCAGCCUGUGCCUGUUCGCUGCCUCUCAGUUCCUGCUCGCCUGUGGGGUGCUCUGGCUCAGUGGCCAUGGCCACUCCUGGCUGCAGAAUACCACAGACCUCAUCUCCUCCUCGCUCACCCUGUUGAACCAUUUGGGACCUGUGGCCUGGCUAGGUUCUGGGACCUGGGGGAUCUCAAGUCUGCUGCUAGCCUCUCUAACUGUGGGCCUGGUCAUCAUCACCACCCUGGUGUGGCACCUCCUCAAGGUACCCCCAGAGCCACCUGCCCCGCUCCCCCCAGAGGACAGGCGCCAAUCCGUGAGCCGCCAGCCCUCCUUCACCUACUCGGAGUGGAUGGAGGAGAAGGUAGAAGAUGACUUCCUGGACCUGGACGCGGUGCCCGAGACCCCUGUGUUUGACUGUGUGAUGGACAUCAAGCCCGAGACUGAUCCCACCUCGUUGACUGUCAAGUCCAUGGGUCUGCAGGAGAGGAGGGGCUCCAAUGUCUCCCUGACCCUGGACAUGUGUACCCCUGGCUGCAAUGAGGAGGGAUUUGGCUACCUGGUGUCCCCCCGGGAGGAGUCAGCCCAUGAGUACCUGCUCAGUGCCUCCCGCAUCCUCCAGGCAGAGGAGCUACACGAAAAGGCUCUGGACCCAUUCUUGCUGCAGGCAGAAUUCUUUGAAAUCCCCAUGAACUUCGUGGAUCCAAAGGAGUAUGACAUCCCAGGACUGGUGCGGAAGAAUCGGUACAGAACCAUCCUCCCCAAUCCUCACAGCAGGGUGUGUCUGACUUCACCAGACCCUAACGAUCCUAACGAUCCUCUGAGUUCCUACAUCAAUGCCAACUACAUCCGGGGCUACAGUGGGAAGGAGAAAGUGUACAUCGCCACACAGGGACCCAUCGUCAGCACAGUGGCCGACUUCUGGCGCAUGGUGUGGCAGGAGCACACACCCAUCAUUGUCAUGAUCACCAACAUCGAGGAGAUGAACGAGAAGUGCACGGAGUACUGGCCGGAAGAGCAGGUCAUCCACGACGGCGUGGAGAUCACUGUGCAGAAAGUCAUCCACACUGAGGACUAUCGGCUGCGACUCAUCUCCCUCAGGAGAGGGACUGAAGAGCGAGGCUUGAAGCAUUACUGGUUCACAUCCUGGCCUGACCAGAAGACUCCAGACCGAGCACCUCCCCUCCUGCACCUGGUACGGGAGGUGGAGGAGGCAGCCCAACAAGAGGGACCCCAUUGUUCCCCAAUCAUCGUUCACUGCAGUGCAGGGAUUGGGAGGACUGGCUGCUUCAUCGCCACCAGCAUCUGCUGCCAGCAGCUGCGACGUGAGGGCGUCGUGGACAUCCUAAAGACCACAUGCCAACUCCGUCAGGACAGGGGUGGCAUGAUCCAGACAUGUGAACAGUACCAGUUUGUGCACCACGUCAUGAGCCUCUAUGAGAAGCAACUGUCCCACCAGUCCUCAGAGUGACCACGCUCUUCCUCUGAGCUCCUCUGGGCACUGCCCAGCCUGAGUCUGGGCCUUCACCCUAACCCAAGACCUGGCCUUGCCUGGGUCCUGGGUCUGCUCCCGUCCCUUCCCCCCAACUCUUCCUUUUCUUCAGUCUGCUCCCCUCUCUGUUGUCCUGGCCUGGUCCCUACCCCCAGCCUAGCUCUUCUACUGUAUAUACUGCAGAAUUGGGGAGGGCAGGGGAGGAAUGUGCCAGGCCAGGCCUGGGGCCCCUAGGCCUGACCCACACCAUACAGACCUGGGGCCUCAGUUUUAACCAUGGUUCCACCGCUACUUGGUCCAAAAUGUUUCAAUGCCACAUUCCAAAUGUUCUACCACUAUGUGUUCUGUCUAUCCAUCCAUCUCUGCUAUCUGUACCAGACACUGUGUCCCCUCAGCCAGGAAUGGAACCCUGAACUGAGCUCCGGCCCCUCAGUCCCCCAGCCCCCGAGGCAGAGAGGUAACCGCCUCUGGCCCCGCCAGCUCCUCAGAAAAGGCAGAUUAUAUUUUGCCAUCAGAAUGCAAACGGCAGGAAUAGGAUUCGGAAACCAGGCAGGGGAGCACGUGAUGGUUGACAGAGAGAUCCCAGCUAAGGAAGGUUCCUGGGCAAGGGUGGGCAUUACUCUAGAUGCCUUCUGAGUGUUUGGUACUCUCAGGAGGCAAUGACCAGCCUGGGAGGCACUGGAGAGGAAGAGGAGAGAUGCAGGUGGGGAACCCCAAAGAGCCGGGCCCUGAGGGGGGCCUCCAAGAGUAGGAUGGGGACUCAACUCCAAACCUGUAAGACAUCUUUCUGUGUCACUAUGGGAAAGCCCAAAAGUCUCUCUGAGUGUCGCUCUGCGUGUGUUCCCUGUGUCCAUGUGUGUGUUGAAAGCCCAUGAGCAGGGCAUGCAUGAUUCUUUGGCAACAUGUGUUAUCUUGGAGCCACGUGUUUUUAUUGCUGACUUUAAAUAUUUAUUCCACGGCAAACAGAGACAUUUGGUGUCUUUUUAUAAUUCGCUCGUGGUCAUUGGAUAGAGCAAUAAACAGAGCAUUUUGA
Microtus ochrogaster (prairie vole) is the source of this 3388-nucleotide messenger RNA. It is a transcript of the gene Ptpn5, whose product is annotated as protein tyrosine phosphatase non-receptor type 5. Gene Ontology annotation, cellular component: plasma membrane; cell junction; cytosol. Gene Ontology annotation, molecular function: protein kinase binding; protein tyrosine phosphatase activity. Gene Ontology annotation, biological process: signal transduction; protein dephosphorylation. NCBI's taxonomy places the organism in Eukaryota, Metazoa, Chordata, Mammalia, Rodentia, Cricetidae. The record is from RefSeq and is a predicted model, not a curated record.